CUUAAGACUAUAGAGGAGCGCGAGGCGAGGAGGACAACAUCUCGGGAAAAAAAACAAGGACCAGAAAUUUACCUCCAAUAAACAUGUUGGAUUCGCUCACAUUACUCCUGAAAAAAGUACUCUUCCUCACUCACCUCAAUGUCUUCAAUCAGUUCAGGACCAGUCUGUUUUUUUCAGACACACAGAGAGAGAGGGAGAAGAAGAUAGUUACAAAUCACUGCGAGAAAGAAGAGGUCCCCGAUCCCUCCGCCUGCAUCGCACUCACAGACUCCCUGUACCAGCGGGGAGACUUGUUAGAAGUUCCCCGGACUCUAUUCACUCAUUUCGGCAUCUAUUUAGGGGACAACCGGGUGGCACAUCUGAUUCCGGAUAUCUUGCCACUCUUUACGACGGACAAGCUUUCCAUUCAGGUGAUGGUAACUAACAAACGCUUAGUUCUUGGCGUUCUAUCCAAGAGCGCCAGCAUCCGGGUGGAUACCGUUGAGGACUUUGCCUACGGCGCGUCAAUUCUACUGAACGCUAUGGACACUACCGUGCAGAAACGACCGUUGGAUGGCGAAGAGAUCGCGAGGAGAGCGGAGGAAAUGGUUGGGAAGAUACCGUACAGUUUACUGUGGAAUAACUGUGAACAUUUCGUUACUUACUGCCGGUACGGCAGCGCAAUCAGCAUUCAGACAGACAAGUUCUGUGAUUGGCUGAAAUCUGUCAUCCGGGAUCAUAGGAGUGUUCCUCUGACGGCAUUCCUGGGAAUUCUGUCUAUUCUCAGUCUGGGAAUGUCCCCUUACACCAUGCUUCCCACCCUCCUCAUCCCCUUCACCCUCUGGAUGGCAGGCUGAUACCUGGGAAUUCUGUCUAUCCUCAGUCUGGGAAUGUCCCCCUCCUCAUCCCCUUCACCCUCUGGAUGGCAGGCUGAUACCUGGGAAUUCUGUCUAUUCUCAGUCUGGGAAUGUCCCCUUACACCACGCUUCCCAAUUCUGUCACCCGCAGGGUUUGGGGUCACGGUCAGGGUCACCAUAUCCCAACUCCCCCUGAGACCCCCGCAGGAAGUGGGGUCAGGGUCACCAUGUCCCAACUCUCCCUGAGACACCAGCAGGAAGUGGGGUCAGGGUCACCAUGUCCCAACUCCCCCUGGGACACCAGCAGGAAGUGGGGUCAGGGUCACCAUGUCCCAACUCUCCCUGAGACACCAGCAGGAAGUGGGGUCAGGGUCACCAUGUCCCAACUCCCCUGAGACACCAGCAGGAAGUGGGGUCAGGGUCACCAUGUCCCAACUCUCCCUGAGACACCAGCAGGAAGUGGGGUCAGGGUCACCAUGUCCCAACUCCCCCUGAGACACCAGCAGGAAGUGGGGUCAGGGUCACCAUGUCCCAACUCCCCCUGAGACACCAGCAGGAAGUGGGGUCAUGGUCAGGGUCACCAUGUCCCAACACUCCCUGAGACACCAGCAGGAAGUGGGGUCAGGGUCACCAUAUCCCAACUUCCUCCGAGAGUGGGGUCCCCAUUGUACAAUUAUCAAUUAGAGUGAAGUGCAGAUUGUUCACCUACUCGGGUCCGGUAUUCAGACCAGCGAGCUUUCGGUUACUUGCCCUCUGACCGCUAGCAUUACGACAGCGUUCAAACAAUAGCCUCAUGUCUCUCAAUAUGUUUCAUACCACAAAAACACAUUGACCUUUGCGAUUGUACCCAUCUCUAACAUUGACCUUUCUCUAAACCAUGAUAUUUUGUACAGAAUGUCUUUUUUUUUUUUUACAUUGUAAAACUUUAUACAGUUUUUGUUGUAAAUGAAUACCUGACUCAUUAAACACUGUAGUGUGCUGAU
Oncorhynchus keta (chum salmon) is the source of this 1819-nucleotide messenger RNA. Its product is annotated as lecithin retinol acyltransferase-like. NCBI's taxonomy places the organism in Eukaryota, Metazoa, Chordata, Actinopteri, Salmoniformes, Salmonidae. The transcript has 2 exons. Gene Ontology annotation, molecular function: phosphatidylcholine-retinol O-acyltransferase activity. Gene Ontology annotation, biological process: retinol metabolic process. The coding region runs from base 84 to 836 and encodes 250 amino acids. The record is from RefSeq and is a predicted model, not a curated record.